Messenger RNA from Sungouiella intermedia, 498 nucleotides. The record is from the annotation of a GenBank genome assembly. Lineage: Eukaryota; Fungi; Ascomycota; Pichiomycetes; Serinales; Metschnikowiaceae.
AUGUCUGACGAUCCUCUCCCCGUUAAAGUCUAUGUGUACGAUCUUUCACACGGCCUUGCAGCAGUCUACUCGCCAAUGAUUCUUGGUCGAGCCAUCGAAGGUAUCUACCACACUUCGGUGGUCUACAAUAACCAGGAAUACUAUAUUGACCAAGGCAUAAGGGUCUGCCGAGCUCCAGGAACCACCAAGUAUGGCCCUCCCAAAGAAGUUUUGCACGUCGGCGAAACUUUUGUUCUGCAAGAGAUCUUAGAUGAAUUCAUUGGAGAGCUUCGAGAACAUGAGGACCAGAAAUAUCAUGCACUGAAGUAUGACUUGUUCGAUAACAACUGCAACCACUUCACCGAUGUGGUGAUUGAGUUUUUGGUGGGCAAAAACCUUGAAGACCGUAUUCUCAAGCUUCCACAGGAAGUGCUUGCCACUCCCAAUGGCCAAAUGCUCCGACAGAUGCUUGGAGGCGGCAGUGGCGGAGCUCUUGGAAAUGCACUGUUUGGGUUUUAG